AUGAGAGAUAUAAUGGUCCUUGGAGGAUCUUCGCAUCCUCUACUUACAAAAGCCAUAUGCCGAAACUUGACGAUUGAGCCAGGCAAAGUUGACUCCCAUAAAUUCGCGAAUGGGGAGACGUCGAUUAUCGUGAAGGAUAGUGUUCGUGAAAAGGACGUCUUUAUUGUCCAAAGCGGUUGUGGACAUGUCAAUGACACUUUCAUUGAAUUGCUCAUUACUAUAUCCGCCUGCAAAACUGCAAGUGCGAAGAGAGUGACGGCGGUGUUGCCCUUAUUCCCAUACUCACGACAACCCGAUGUCCCCUUCAUGCCCAACAGCACGGGGGCACCCAGUGUUUCAACCACAAAAGAAAAGUACACCUUUGAAAGUGCCCCAAGUACUCCUCGACCAUUGUCAAAAGAUAGAGGCUAUUUUAGUCGAGUCAAUGAAGGGAACGAGAAUGCAGGUAAUGGUGUAAAGGAGAAUCCGAGAGUUGACACGUUGAAACUGGCACAAACUGCAAAAUAUACUCCUAAAUCGGUGAUUACCAAUUCUGCAGCGACCCACUUUUUGCCCCAAAUUGAUUCACAAGGAAAGACUGAUAGCGGAUACAAGCAAUGGAUUUCCCCUAAUGGAACUUUGAUUGCAAAUUUACUCACCACGGCCGGCGCAGACAGAGUAAUCACGAUGGACUUGCACGAUCCUCAGUUUCAAGGAUUUUUUAACAUCCCAGUUGAUAACUUGCAUUCAAGACCAUUAAUGAAACGUUACAUCAUCGACUACAUACCAAACUAUCGUGAUUGUGUGAUUGUUAGUCCAGAUUCUGGUGGUGCCAAGAGGGCUACUGCAAUUGCCGACUCUAUUGGGUGCACUUUUGCUCUCAUACACAAGGAAAGAAGAGCCAAGUUGCCAAAAGGUCCACCUCUGACCUCCUCAUCGUUGGGUAGUGAUCUCGCAAUUUCACAACCAGCGCAAGAUAAUUCUCCGCAAUCCCCAUAUCAUCAGGGCACCCCCAAAAUGGUUGCUACAACUAUGCUUGUUGGUGAUGUUAAAGACAAAGUGUGUGUUUUGAUUGACGAUUUGGUGGACACCUCAUAUACAAUUACAAGAGCUGCAAAGCUUCUCAAGGAUGAAGGGGCAAAGUAUGUGUAUGCUUUAGUCACGCACGGGAUUUUUAGUGGAGAUGCUGUUAAUAGGAUCAGGAUGAGUCAAAUAGACAAGGUUGUCACCACAAACUCUGUCCCACAAAGCAAUAAUGUGGCAAUUUUAAAAGACAAAAUUGAAGUGUUGGAUGUGAGCAGAAUAUUUGCCGAAGCGAUCAGAAGAAUUAAUAACGGAGAGAGUGUCAGCAUGUUGUUUGACCACGGAUGGUAA
This is a messenger RNA of Lodderomyces theae, 1353 nucleotides long. It is a transcript of the gene PRS5, whose product is annotated as ribose phosphate diphosphokinase subunit. The coding region runs from base 1 to 1353 and encodes 450 amino acids. The record is from RefSeq and is a predicted model, not a curated record. Gene Ontology annotation, biological process: ribonucleoside monophosphate biosynthetic process; 5-phosphoribose 1-diphosphate biosynthetic process; purine nucleotide biosynthetic process. NCBI's taxonomy places the organism in Eukaryota, Fungi, Ascomycota, Pichiomycetes, Serinales, Debaryomycetaceae. Gene Ontology annotation, cellular component: ribose phosphate diphosphokinase complex; cytoplasm. The transcript has a single exon. Gene Ontology annotation, molecular function: magnesium ion binding; ribose phosphate diphosphokinase activity.